Jaminaea rosea is the source of this 1508-nucleotide messenger RNA. RefSeq lists its product as hypothetical. The transcript has a single exon. Lineage: Eukaryota; Fungi; Basidiomycota; Exobasidiomycetes; Microstromatales. The coding region runs from base 355 to 1185 and encodes 276 amino acids. The record is from RefSeq and is a predicted model, not a curated record.
UACGUGAAUCUGACUUGCCUGCCUUCGCACCUGCGCACCGCCAGGACCACCAUCUGGGUACUUCUCCCCGGCAACGCCAUCGCAGUCCUCGUCACGCUCGCUGCUCUCCUCGCGCAGAGCUUCGCUGAGCACCACGACUACUACUCGUGGCUCCUCAUCUGCAUGUCAAAGGUGCAUGCCCUCGCCAUCCUAGUCUGCCUCAAUUUGCGCGAUGAUGAGCAAGCGUAUCCUGCCAAGCAUGGACCGCAGGUGAAGACGUUGCUGAUGACGCGCGAGUAGCACGCGUGGUACGUGGGAUGCUGCUGCUGCUGACCCAUGCUUCCUUGCCCGCGCGCUCUCACAGGCCCAGACAAUAUGCCUCCGCCUAUCCUCAUCAAGGAGCACGGUGGUGGCGGCGACUCAGACUCCACCUCGCUACGACGAGUCUCUGAUUCCUCACCUACCUCGUGCACCUCGACCGGUUCUUCGACCUCCGGAGCAACCACCGUCGUCUCUACCUCGCAAUACACACGCCACCCUCUGCACAUCGACACGGACGACAAGGUGCUGCGAGCCCGCAACCACCGCCACCGUGAGCGCUCGUACCGCGGCGUGCUCCCCGUCUACUCGAUGUCGACGAUGGACUCUCAGGCGAGCAGCAGCGGUCACGGCCACGGCCACCCCGCCCUCCCUCUCUACAGCAAAACGGUUAGCCCGACAUUCGCUCAAGUUACGCACGGAUCCUCGCCUUCACCUGCCCGCUCGAUGCGACGCCCUUCCAGCUUCUUGGACAUGCACCAGGAUUACGUCGAGGGCAGAAGUCCGGCGUCGUCGAGCCAUAGCGACGAUACGCUGCCGGUGGGCAACAUCUCGACGACUGCGAUGGGCGAAGGGUCUUGCGACUCGUCUUACUCCAAGGUGCGAUCCCCCUAUAAGGCACACAACGGCCCGCAAGUGUAUGCCCCGACUCCCCAGCAUCCCGCGCAGCCUUGGUUCGACGGCAGUGAGGCGGGUUCAGUGACGAGCAGCAGAUCGUCUACUCGACGUGACCUCGUUGAUCCAUGGAGGGACGCUGCGGCUCCCGCUGACUACGAGAGGCAGAGGGCGAGUGCGACGCGGACUCAAGCUCAAUAUCCGCCACCGCCCCUCCGUCGAGCCACUCAUAAUUCCCCUUUGCCUUCCUCUCGUCGACCUCAAUGGAUCUAAGCGCACUAAUCGCGCGGCUAGAAUUGGACUCCAAGCCAAGCAGCUCUCGACGCCUCCCGCCUCUUUGUUCCCCAUCGUCACCUUCUUUGUCUCUACCGCGGCGGUAUGAUCUCCUCCUUCUCCGUAAAUUCAGGUGACCAUGAUCUCUUCUCGAUGCGAUUGAAGUCCCUUGUCUCGCUGCUCGCUGUGGUUUGCGGCGCACGACGCCUGAUGCGCUCAUCCAGAGCAAUGAUGAGCGGGCCAAUGUCGCGGUAGUGAGCGGCCCCCCACCCCUCGCUCGCUCGCUCAUUUGUUCCAUUCUAUUGGCCGGCGUCUGCAUCGCU